AUGAAGACAGCUAGCUCCUUGUCUACUCCGCCGACACUUUCUUCAUCGCUGUCGGGAACACCUUCGUUCAUUCGCAUCGGAGGAGGAUCGUUCUCGCCAGGAGACGUGUAUGUGGAUUGCAUCCUUCCUAAAGUUCUCGCUAGGGACCAUCAAGCUGAAACAGGCGACAAAAAGAAAAGCAGUUUGGGCAGCAACACGAGUUUCAUGUCCGAGACGGUCGUGCUGCCACUUGGAGAGCACCCAGCUAUUCUACAAGCUCAAGAGGAAUGUCGGAUCCUCAUGAGUGGCAACGACGUUUGCGUAAUCGAGGACGAGACCGUCAAGGAAGACGUGGUGCAGAUACUAGGCAAUGACGCUGAGCUGGUGUUUCCCGUUCGCAACAUCUUUCGCUACCUCGUCAUGUUUGUCAAGAACAUGGAUCUCUUCCUGGAAUUUCACAUCGAGGUGUUGGACGAUACUCAAAAGUAUCGACAGUUCACUGUGACCAACACGAGAUCUCUUGCUCGGGUUGAAGACUCGAGAUGCCAGUUGCCUCUCGCGUUUGGCACACACCCUGGUUGGCGCUAUCUUUGCAUGGAUCUACAAGAUCUCACGAGCCAAGCGUUUGGGACUCGCCACGUGACCACGACAAAGGUGCGUGUCGGUGGCAAUUGUCGUCUGCUUCGCAUGUUUUUCCAGGACGAACGCUACGCCGACGCCGACCUGCCUGCACACCUCACCUUCCUCGGGUAG
Phytophthora nicotianae INRA-310 is the source of this 732-nucleotide messenger RNA. RefSeq lists its product as hypothetical. Bases 1 to 732 code for a protein of 243 amino acids. The record is from RefSeq and is a predicted model, not a curated record. NCBI's taxonomy places the organism in Eukaryota, Oomycota, Peronosporomycetes, Peronosporales, Peronosporaceae. The transcript has a single exon.